Messenger RNA from Verticillium dahliae VdLs.17, 1771 nucleotides. RefSeq lists its product as uncharacterized. The transcript has 2 exons. The coding region runs from base 1 to 1350 and encodes 449 amino acids. NCBI's taxonomy places the organism in Eukaryota, Fungi, Ascomycota, Sordariomycetes, Glomerellales, Plectosphaerellaceae. The record is from RefSeq and is a predicted model, not a curated record.
AUGGAGCGUGACAUUCGACGAGACCGUGGCCAAUGGCGCGGAUGUUACUCUUUCAAGGAUAUCGUCUGUGACGAUGACAACGGCGCCUGCCGGAAACGGAACGGCGGUUUGAAGAUGGGCCACAAGUAUUACUACUAUUAUGAGCUCGACGGUUCGCAGGAAACCCAUGACACGACUUUGCCCUCAACCACCAAGUGUCCCUACCUUCCUGGGCAAAUAGUCAACACACUCGAUGUUCCUAUGGAACAAGUUCUUCGCAAGCGCAGCGCCUCCCUCACGUCUCUCAAGAUUACCGACUAUAAGACGAUGAACCCCCUCGACAAGUUCAUCACUCCAAGAGCUCCUCCUCCACUGCCCGACAGCAUGAGGACGCGCCUGGGCUCGUCGCCUCUUACGUCUUCAAGCAUCUCGUUGCGCUCCAUGUCACCGGCUCCCGCAUGGCGGCGUUUGUUCAGCCGGCGGUCUUCCAGCCGGACUGGCGAACGUGAUCGUCAACUCAACGAGGAGCAUUGGUCCAUGUCGUCAGACGUCUACGUGGAUGAUGAGAGGAGUCUCCUCUCGUCGCAAGGUAGCCGAAGCAGGGACAUUUCGCCCGAAUCUCUUCAGCGCUUCCUGGCUGACGAAAGCGCACCGUCAGUGCCGACUGACGCUGUGGAAGAGCGGCCGACUCUGUCGAUACCGGAAGACAUUGUGGAAGAGAACGAAGAUGACCUCAACUUCGCCACAUCAGCCGUGUCCGAAAACAACCCCUACGCAACAUGCCUGUCCCCUCCACCUUUCAAACGAUCCCACUCCGACAGCAGCAUGCCUACUGUCACGAAUGGCAGCCAAAUGACGCUGACACAAUAUGUCCACUCCACAUCGGACAAGGUCGAUGCUGCGCAUGCGCCGUCCCCCACUCGGGACCUCCAGAGCCGCCCCACUCUCGGACUCGACAUGUCAGAGUCGCGGUUCUCUAUGUCUUCUGCUUCUAGCAUUGUCUCGCAGGAGCUGCGCUCUCCAGAUGACGGGCCGCCCUCAUGGUAUGACUCCAAUGACGACGACGAUGAGUUGCUGUCGUCAAAUGAGAGCGAGACGUCCUACAAGUCUCUGUGCGUGCUGGAUUCCACAAGUUCGUCUUUGGACCAGCCGCGAGCCCCUAUUGCCAGUUAUAGCCUGCCACAGGGACCAGAUCAUGUCAGCAAGCAGUCUUUGCAUGACCAACGCACCGUCCAGACCUCCAUUGCAUCGCCGGCUUUAAUUGCGAGGUCUGACCAUACACUACUCGCAAGCCCCAGCGACCAUGGCAUUGACGACUUUGUCAAUGAAAUGAACUGGAUGGUCGACAUAAUCCACGGCGGACGUGUUUAGGCUACUCCUAACACUCUGCCCUAUUUCCUACGUCUUCAAUGAUACCCAAUUUCCUUUCAUGUCCAAGACCUCUCUGAAGAUCCAACUGGGGGAUAUAGAAGGGUUUCUGUUGUACAUAUGAGUGAGAGAAAACGCCUCGGAUCAUGAUGAUGAUCGAUACAAGGACGACCAAGAUGCCUUCGAGGCUAAGCUUUGGGCGCGGUUUUACGCCUGAGGCUGGGAGGAGUCACGAGAAUCGGUUUAUCGCAACGACUCUGCAAGAAAGAUGUACGUAUUCAAGGCUAUCUGCCUCUAAAGUGGUCACUUGAAUGGCUCCCGGGAGGAGUCUGAUCAGGUGGAGGGAUAAGAUUGGCAAUCGUCAGCUAGAUACGCACCAUAUAUGAGGAAAUGGUCAUCCAAUGGAAGCCUGAGAUUGAUGUAC